This is a messenger RNA of Paramacrobiotus metropolitanus, 2131 nucleotides long. RefSeq names its product putative GTP-binding protein 6. Bases 281 to 1918 code for a protein of 545 amino acids. Gene Ontology annotation, cellular component: cytoplasm. The record is from RefSeq and is a predicted model, not a curated record. Lineage: Eukaryota; Metazoa; Tardigrada; Eutardigrada; Parachela; Macrobiotidae. Gene Ontology annotation, molecular function: ribosome binding; GTP binding. The transcript has 5 exons.
AGUGUUUACUACACAUUACAAAUGUUUACUCAUUUUCAUUUGGAUACUGACUAAUAAGUACUUUUUCUACUAACUUGUAAAUAACCUUAUAGUUAAUUUGCUCAGUAAAUUGUCGAAGAAAUAAAUUUUAUGAAACGAACUCAUUUUAUGAAAAUGUAACUCCCUUACCGCUGGUUUGUCUUGUGCUUUUCUUCUGGCAUCCCGUAUCCCAUCGGACCGGACCGCCAGUUAAUUUCAAGGUUUAAAGAGAGGAUUUCAAGGUGAUGAAAACAACAACACGAUGCUGCUGAAAUUUCGAAGCAGCGCACACCAAUUUGGCGCAGCCGCUAUCGUUUCUGGUUUUAUUUGUAAAACAUUAAGACCGGUUGGCCCCGCUGUUUUUGCGUCGCAUGGUGUACGAUAUUCUUCCCAUUUUUCCCAACGAUCUGCGCGUGCUCUCCCAUCGGCCCCGAAAUCCCAGGCGAAACCGAAUAAUGACGAUGCACUGCCUCUGGAAUUGGAUCAGGAUUAUGCGCACGCGCGGGAAUUCAUGCGGAUUCCCGGAACCCAGCAGCGCCUGUUUUUGGUGCAGCCUAGGCUAACAAAAUUCAGUCGAGAUAAAAAUCGUCGAAAUGAGCUAACCACGCUGGAACUGCAGAUGGACGAGAACAAAACACUGCUUUCUACCCUGGGAUGGACGGUCGAAGACACGAUUACCUUGAACGUGGGCUCAUACGACAGCUCCUACGUCUUUGGCAGUGGUAACUUCGAGAAGCUGGAGCAAGCGGUGCGAAAUUCCCCCGCGGUUUCGGGAAUUUUUUUCGGAAUUAAUAUUCUUAAAGCCAAGCAGCUGCGAGCGAUGAGGGAAGCUUUUCAACUACCCAUUUAUGACCGUUAUCGCAUUGUGCUGGAGAUAUUCCGGACGCAUGCCAAAACCCGCGAGGCCAAACUGCAGGUGGCCCUGGCCGAGCUGCCGUACGUGCGCCAUUGUCUUAUGGGUUGGAGUGAUCCCAGUGUGACAGCCGGUUUGCCUGUGCGUGGUUCUAGUGGAGGCGGAAGCAGUGGAGAAAGCUGGAGGGAAGCGCAGAAUAAAAUCAUACGGAAUCAGGAAGGCAAAUUGCGGGGGGCUUUGGAAAAGGUUAAAGAAAAUCGUCGACGAAUUAGGGAAAACCGGAUGCGAAGCCAAACCCCUACCAUUGCAGUAGUGGGAUACACGAAUGGCGGCAAAACCUCCCUGAUAAAAGCUCUAACGCAGGACAAUCGUUUAAUACCGGAAGAUAAACUGUUCGCCACUUUAGAUGUCACCACGCAUGGCGGAGUGUUACCCAAUAACGUGAAAGUUCUUUACGCGGACACCAUCGGGUUCAUUUCCGAUAUUCCCACUUUGCUGAUAGCGUCUUUUGGGGCGGUAUUAGAGGAAGUGGCCCUGGCGGAUGUUGUGGUGCAUGUGAGAGAUAUCAGUCAUCCGGAUGCUAAAUCUCAGAAAGCGACUGUCCUUAACCAACUUAAGGAUCUCAACUUACCAGAAAAACUUCUAGAAAAUGCUAUUGAAGUUUGCAAUAAAUGCGACAAAAUACCGAAAGAAUCGUGGUCAUCUGACAAAGUUGAUGCAGAUCCCAAUGCUAUUUUUGUGUCUGCUACACAAAAUAUUGGGAUCUUUGAACUGAGGCAGAGAGUCGAAGAAGCAGUCAUGAAAAAUGCUGACCUGUCUGAGAAAGUUUUCCGGAUUCCACAAAAUGGGAAAGAACUGAGCUGGUUAUAUAGAGAAGCAGAUAUUUACCGCGUCGAAGCUGAUCCUUCCGACUCAGAAUAUUUGAUUGUACACUGCACGGUUACUCCUGAGGUGUUUGCCAGAUUUGUUCAUGAAUUUCGAAAAAUUCAAGUACGCAGCCGUCAUUAUACGCCUCCUUCCCGGGAAGACUCCGUGGAUUCCUUGUAGUCAGUGGUCGGGAAUCAAAAUUACUGCUUUCAGUGCAUCUUCCUGUGAUGUUUGAAGUAGUGAACUGUUCCGACAAUUAUCUGGUUGUGAACAGAUGAGGGCAUUCGACAAGUUGAAUUACUAUUUUCUAGUAAUUUCUGGCCUUCGUUGGCGCAACUAUUGUGUACAUUAUUUUGUAAUAUCUAUAUGCUGAUAAAGUUUUUAUGGUUUGUG